Lycium ferocissimum is the source of this 1278-nucleotide messenger RNA. RefSeq lists its product as uncharacterized. The transcript has 3 exons. The record is from RefSeq and is a predicted model, not a curated record. NCBI's taxonomy places the organism in Eukaryota, Viridiplantae, Streptophyta, Magnoliopsida, Solanales, Solanaceae. The coding region runs from base 1 to 1278 and encodes 425 amino acids.
AUGGCAUCCAUUUCACUUGGCGAGUACCAAGAGGAGGUUUGGUGUGAUGUGCUUCUAAUGGAUACUUGUCACGUAUGUUUAGGUGGCCCUUGGUUUCAAAGGUAUGAGAUCCCAUAUGAGCAAGAGUGGCAUAAGUAUGUCAUGGAUGAAAGGAGGAAACAUCUAUUUCCAUACGUACUUCAUCCCAAUGUGAGAUGGCCUAUCUUGAUUAUGGAAGCUAGUGGAGAAGAGUAUGUGAAAUGGGAGUUCAUGAUGGAAGAAAUCUUUGCUAGUUACCCUUAUUCCCAAGAAAGGAAGAUGAAAUUGGCUAUUGGGACUUUUGAGAAGAAGCUUGCACACUAUUGGGCGUACAAGAGGGGAAAUCCAAUCACUACUUGGGAUGUAAUGAAAGAGAGCUUGAGAGGCCAUUAUCCCGAACCACAUGAAAAGGGUUAUAGGAGCAAAACCACUUCCCAAGAGAAAAGGUCAAAAGGGAAAAAGCAAAGUCCCACUUGUGAGAUGCCACAAAUUCAACAUAUUCCCUCACCUAUAAAAACCCCAAGUGAGAUUUGGGCCGCAUUGAAAAGGAAGUGGUUGAAAGGAGGAACGGCGGACAAGACCAUUAAUUCACAUGGUCAAAUGAGCUUCCCUUUGGUGUCUCAUGGCAAGGAAAAUCCCUUACAUGAGAAUCAAGGUAAAAUAACUUAUCCUAAUACUCUUACUUUGUUGAUUGAUAUUAAUGCCAAUUUGAGUAUGAAAGUUAGUUUACCUUGCAUUGAGCCUAGUGAAUCCUUGCCAUGUCUUGAUAAUGUCAUUGUUAAAAGUGAUGACAUGACUAUUGAGAGUGAUGAACCUAGUGGGGUGUUUGGUAAUGUUGAACGUUUAGUUUCCUUUGGAGACUAUAAUGUGAUAUGUAACCCACUAUGGGAUGAAGACACUCUUUCCCAUGAUGGAGAUCUUCUUUUGAGAAAUUGUGAUCCAUUUGUGGGGAAGGAAAGUGUUACAAAGGAAGGUGAUUCUUGUCUAGAAAUUGUAAAUUCUUCCUUUCAUGCUCAACUUCAUAGUAGCCCCUUGGAUAAUCUUGUCCUUGAACCGUAUGGUGAGGUUACAUUGGGGAGUGAUAUUGAUGAGGAAGUUAUUUUACGUGAUACCUUUCUUUAUUACUUGUUUGCAUAUGAUGACAUUCUUGAGCAUAUAGGGAGUGCAUCUUAUGUGGGAGAAGGCUUUUAUGAUCUAGCCGAUUGUGUUCUUCACCAUACUAGAUGGAUGUUCGUCCCCUUUGAUCCGGGUGACACCUAG